AUGGACACUCUUAAUCAAAACAACCAAAAUACACCUCCUCCACAUACCGCUACACCACUUACACUUAUGAGUGAAGAAGAAAAAAAAUUAAGAUAUUUCAAGACCCAAUUGUUUCAAUCAGAAUUUACUGACGAAGCAUAUUCAACUAAUAUGGCUAACUUAACAAAACAAAUAUUUGGAAAAAAAGAUCCAGAAAAGAGUAUAAUUGAAUCAGCUUUUAAAGAGUAUACUAAUACAGUAGAUUCAAAUAAAAAAAGAUUGAUUAUAAUUGAUAAAAUGAUAUACAAAAUUAGAACUUAUCUUCAUCUUCCUAGAAAUACAGAACAAGACAAUAUACUUAAAAAGAAAAUAGAAAAAUAUUUAAAUAAAAUUAAUGAAAAUAAAGAAGCAAAAGAAUUUAAAAUAAAAUUUGAUGAGUUUUCUAAAUUAGUGUCUUGUCAAAACAUUGGAGAACUUUCUAUUGAACAACAAAAAAAAGUUAUGGAAGCGGUUUCAUUUCUUUGGCCUUAUGAACGAGAUAGAAGAAAACAAAUUGAAAUAUGGGAAGAAGAUAUUGGAAAAAUAUAUGAUUGUUUAUCUAUGGAGACUAGUUAUUUUACUAAAAUAUCUUUAAAAGAUCAAUUAAAAACGUUAAAACGUAUUUAUGAAAGAUUUUUCAUUUCUGAAAAUUUUGAAGAAGAAUAUGAACGUGCUAUUAAUAUGCAAAAGAAAGUUUGGAAUUUGAAUAACACAUCUAAGAAAUAUCUUAUGAAAAUUACUUCUUUAUUCUUUUCUAUUAAAUCAAUUCCAACAGAAUAUAAUCAAUUAUUAUUAUCAAUAUUAGAAUCAUAUAAACAACGUAUUAAUGAAUUAAAUAAUAUUUAUGUAACAUAUAAUGAUAUUAUUCAAUACCAAUGGUCAUUGUUAACAAAAAUUAAAGUUGAAUUACUUAAUUUGAGUUCAAUUGAAAUUGGUUGUAAAAAAAGAUGUGACGUUCUUAAUAAAAUGAUUAAAGGAGAAAAAGAAUUAAACCCAGUUGAUGAUGUAUCUAUAUUCAUUGAAUAUGAAUUACUUGAUGUAGAAUUUCUUUCUAUUAUGAAAUUUUGUAGAGGAGAAUCAAUCUAUGUAGAAAGUUCAAGCGAAAGCUCUGAGACAUCAAGUGAUUCUAUAAAUUCAAUAAAUGAUAAUGAUGAUGGGUCUGUUGUUAUUGAGAAAAAAGAAAAAAUAACUUCAUCCUCAGAAGGUUCUGAUUCAUCUGUAAAUUGUAGUGGAGAAAGUGGUUCUAUUGUUAUUAAGAAUAAGAAAGAAGGUUUAACUUCAUCAUCUGAAAAUUCUAUUGCCCAAAUUUAA
Messenger RNA from Entamoeba dispar SAW760, 1329 nucleotides. RefSeq lists its product as uncharacterized. The transcript is spliced from 2 exons. NCBI's taxonomy places the organism in Eukaryota, Evosea, Mastigamoebida, Endamoebidae. Bases 1 to 1329 code for a protein of 442 amino acids. The record is from RefSeq and is a predicted model, not a curated record.